AUGACGGGUAAUUUCUCCCCCAAUCUCAAUCUCUGUAAUUUCUCCUCCAAUUAGGCUGGAAGGGAUGGUAAUUAGACGAACAUUGUGCUUACCAUAAAUUGAAUGCUGUGAUUUGUAGGCUGAAUCACAGUGAAUUAGAACUUGUUGUUAACAUCCGGUCACACUGGAGCUUACCUAACAGUGGACCAAAGACAUUUAAAAGGAAGGAAUCGGUGACUGCAAUUGUUGAUAGACAUAGCUAUGGCUUUCUUCAGUUAGUAGAUUUCGUAGGUGAGCGCUGUAUGUGGGGUUCGAAGCAGUACAUUUCUUUUUUGCGAUCUCUAGAAAAUGAAUCUAUCGAGAUUAAAAGUGACGAAGAACUAUUACAGUGGUUUGAACUCAACCAAGAGAGAAGGGUUGUGCACAUUGAUGCCCAAAUCGAUGUCUUUCAAGGGCCAAUACAGUUCUCACCCACAAAACGAAGGUGUCACCCUACAGUGAGAAACAAACUAGUUAAAUCUCCUAAUACUCCACCUGCUAUUUUGGAUCUUCCUCUUGCUCCAACACAAUCCACUCAAGAUGUUAGGGAGCCCAUAACUGAGAUAGCCACAAACACAUAUGAGACACCCACAGCUUAUAAACCCACUAGGAAAGGGAGUAAGAACAAGAGAAAACGUGCAGAUGAUGAUGAAGAGCCAGUUGGAGUUGAUGAGGAGGGCAACUACUCUGACACUGAAUCACUUGCUGCACGAAGUGAUAGUAGUUAUGAUUCUGACAUGGCUACAUCUUCUGAAUCUGAUUUCUCUGACACUGAGUAUGAACCUGAUGUUGAAAUAUUUGAUGAGGAUGAAGAGGAUGAUAUUUCUGUCUUUUCUUAUGAUGUUGAUAAUCCAUGUGUUGAUAUUGGUGUGGUCUUUCCUGAUGUGAAACAAUGCAAAUCAGCAUUAACCCAGCAUGCAAUAUUGAAUGAUUAUGCUUUUCGUACUGUGAAGAAAGACCAUGAGCGUUUUCGAGCCAAAUGCGUGAGAGCAGAUAAGGGCUACAACUGGACUUUUUUUGCAUCUACCAGCAAGAAGAAAUACAUUGGAUGCAAGGUUAAGAAGAAUGGGCCAACUCACAAUUGUGGUUCAGUCAAUAACUGUGGUGAUACAAUGGCCACAAAUAAUUGGGUAGCUGAAAGGGUGGUUGAUUGGUUGAAGGAGGAUCCAAAAAAGGGACCAAAGGAGUUACAAGCUGCAUUGAAGAAGAGAUGUCCUGAUGCCAUUGCAUACUUAGAUGAGAAUCAUCCCUACUUAUGGAGUAGAAGCAAAUUUUCUGAUCAUUGCAAGGUUGAUUACAUCAAUAACAACCUCUCUGAAUCUUUCAACAACUGGGUCAAAGAAGUAAAAGACUUGCAGAUUGUGGAGAUGCAUGACAAUAUAAGACGAAUGAUCAUAGCCAAGUUUGAACUGAGGAGUAAGAUUGCUGAGUCAAUGGAGGGCAAAAUAAUUCCAUCUAUUACUAAGGCUCUUACAGCUCAAAGCAAAGCUAUCAAGGACUGUGAAGUAUUAAGGUGUGGACAAGGCACUGCUGAAGUAAGUGCACCUACCAAAUCAGGAGCACUUUUCAGGUAUGCAGUAAACUUGGAGUUGAAAACAUGCAGAUGCAGGGCUUGGCAAGUUAGUGGAAAACCUUGUAGACAUGCUUUAGCCUUCAUUGCAAAACUUAGUAGAGAAGUCCACAUGGAUGACUAUGUUCAUGAAUACUUCUCUGUUGCCAAGUUCAAAAAGGCCUAUUCUGGUGUGUUCAAUCCAAUGACAUCAAAGCAGUUUUGGCCACGUGUCGAUCCUGGUUAUAAAAUCAAGAAGCCAAUAUUGAGAAGAAAGCCUGGGAGACCAAGGAAAUCUAGGAUCAAGGCAUCAGAUGAACCGGGCAGCACAAAGCAAAAGAGGUGCCCAGAAUGCCAUGAACUAGGCCAUACAGCUAAGAAGUGCCAAGGAGGUCUUACUGCUAGACAGAAGAGGAGCCGCUUGUCUUCUGACAAUGCAUUAGAGGAGGGAAGCAAUGAUCCUAGUGCUACACUUCCAUCAUCAUCACGGCACAUGGGGAGAGGUAGAGGUAGAGCUAUGAGGUUAUCAUCUAUUGAAUCAUCUAAGUAAGUGAUGAAUGUGCACCCUAUUUCCUUCUAAAUUGUACAGAUUUCAUAUGCAUGAUGAUUGCAAUAGUUAUUGAGACAUUUUUUACUCCAAUGUUUUGCAGCGCUAGUACAAGUCACAUUGAAGGAGAAGCACCACCAACAGGAAGGGGUAGAGAAAGAGAAAGAGGAAGGGGUAGAGAAAGAGGAAGGGGAAGAGGAAGAGGUGUUUCAAGGCUUGCUGCAUACUUCAACGCUUAGAAAAUGAUGUUUAGGUGCUUAAAUGUGGCCUAGGAUUGUACUGCAUUAUUUUGGAAUGCUCAUGUGAUCUAGACAUGUACUCACUCAUGUGAUCUGGACAUGUUUUCUCUUGUUUUGGGGUGCUCAUAUGAUCUGGACAUGUACUCACUCAUGUGAUCUGCUUAAAAUGUUGGUGACAUGUAUGUUCUA
Panicum virgatum (switchgrass) is the source of this 2542-nucleotide messenger RNA. RefSeq lists its product as uncharacterized. The coding region runs from base 282 to 2117 and encodes 611 amino acids. The record is from RefSeq and is a predicted model, not a curated record. NCBI's taxonomy places the organism in Eukaryota, Viridiplantae, Streptophyta, Magnoliopsida, Poales, Poaceae. Gene Ontology annotation, molecular function: zinc ion binding. The transcript is spliced from 3 exons.